CUUCAAGGUAGUUGGAAGUUUGUUGCUUCUUGCCAUAGUUUAUGUUAGCGAUCUUAAGCACAAUGUGACACUUCACACUUGAUGGGGAACAGUCUAAUUUUAGAAUCGGUUUCAUCAGAGUGUGCGCUGGAUUAUUUGUAGCACUUAGAAUGUAAGGAAAUACCAGCUAAACUUGAUCUUGUAUUAGGUAAAGUGAUCAUCGGUGACUGACGCUUUCGGGACGUGUCUCAUAAACUUUGUCAGAGAGCGCGGUAAAAACAGACGUACGAUGCUUUGCUCUAGUUACCCAAGGGUUGGCGUCGAAUCAGCGCCAGGUUCUCAGAGUUUGGACCAGUGACUUGUGAACUUUGUGUGUAUCGUAAUUGAUCCUUAACCAUGGCGUUGUGCUGUGUUGUGGUGAUUCUCAUGGCCACAGCAGCCUACUGUAGUAAUGAUGUGAUUAUUGGUAAUACGCAUGUCAUUGGUGGCGUCUUGACCCCUCCGCACAGUCAGAUGGGGGAACUUACUCGUUGUCCAUGGGCCUGUUCUUGCACCGGUCUUGCAGUUGAUUGCUCCCACCGAGGCCUGACACAAGUACCUCGGAACCUGCCCACUGAAGCGGAAAGAGUAGAUCUCCAAGGCAACAACCUGACUCUUAUCUUCGAGAGUGACUUCGAGGACAUGAGGAACCUCCGGAUACUCCAACUUAUGGACAACCAGAUACAUACCAUUGAGCGGGGAGCGUUCCAGGAUCUGAUGGUUCUCGAGAGACUGCGUUUGAACAACAAUCGUCUACGUCACAUUCCCGACAUGCUCUUCGGCAACAUGCCCAACCUCCUUCGGCUGGAUAUCAGCCACAACCAGUUGGAAAUGGUCGGUCGGAAAACCCUCGCAGGAAUUCCGGCACUCAAGAAUUUGCAGCUUGACAACAACAGGCUGACGUGUAUCGACGAGUCUGCAGUCCGCGGACUCUCCGACUUGGAAGUCUUGACGCUGAACAACAACAACCUGACGUCACUGGGAAAGAGCAUGUUCGAGAACAUGUUCCGACUGCGCACUCUUCGCCUCUCUGACAAUAAUCUGAACUGCGACUGUCACUUGUCUUGGCUGGCGCGCUGGCUAAGGAGGGCCCCCCGCCUGGGGCUAUACACGAGAUGCUUCUCCCCAAAUCAGCUCAAGGGGCAGAACGUGGCGGACCUACACGACCAAGAAUUCAAAUGUUCGGGUCUGGUGGAGCGCCCGACUGGCGAGUGUCUGAGUGAGCCCCAGUGCCCUCACCCGUGCCGUUGUGCAGAUGGCAUCGUCGACUGUCAGGAGAAAGAUCUGGCCAAGGUUCCCGACCACUUGCCAGAGGCAACCACAGAGCUACGACUGGAGCAGAACUCCAUAACAGAGGUCCCUCCCAAGGCGUUUGCCCCAUAUAAAAGGAUGAACAAAAUAGACUUGAGCAAGAACCAGAUCACAAAGAUAGCGGCUGACGCCUUCCUGGGCCUGAAGUCUCUUACGUCACUAGUGCUGUAUGGGAACAAAAUAAAGGAUCUUCCAGCGGGAAUUUUCCACGGCCUGUCGUCACUUCAACUGUUGUUGCUGAAUGCGAAUGAAAUCUCCUGCAUCCGUAAGGACACCUUCAAGGACCUGCACAGCCUGAACCUGUUAUCGCUGUACGACAACAACAUCCAGUCGCUGGCGAACGGAACAUUCGACUCCUUGAGAAGUAUCCAGACACUACAUCUGGCCCGGAAUCCCUUUAUUUGUGACUGCAACCUGCGGUGGCUGGCUGAGUACCUGCAUCGCAAUCCCAUUGAGACAUCAGGGGCACGAUGUGACACCCCCAAGCGCAUGCAGCGGCGGCGCAUUGAGGCAUUUGAGGACGAGAAAUUCAAAUGUAAGGGUGUGGAGGAGUUCCGAACUCGUUUGGCAGGAGAAUGUCUUAUUGACAGUGCAUGCCCCAGUGGCUGCUCAUGUGAAGGUACUCUCGUGGACUGUUCAGCUCGUGGACUCAAAGAAAUCCCCAAGGACAUCCCAAUGUACACCACAGAGCUUUUGCUGAAUGACAAUGAAAUUGGACGCAUUAAAUCAGAUGGCUUAUUUGGAAGGCUGCUGAACCUACAGAAACUGGACCUGAGACGGAACAGAGUGACAGGAAUUGAAGAGAAUGCAUUUGAGGGAGCAGCACGCCUCGCUGAACUGCUGCUUUCAGAAAACAAGAUCAGAGAAGUUCAUAACAAGAUGUUUGUUGGUCUGACAAACCUAAAGACACUUGUUCUGUAUGACAACCAUAUAACCUGCGUGAUGCCAGGAUCGUUUGACUUCCUCACAUCAUUACACUCACUGAACCUCCUGUCUAAUCCCUUCAGCUGUAAUUGCCACUUGGCCUGGUUUUCUGAGUGGCUGCAAAAGCAUGACCUGAGUGGGGGGAAUCCACGCUGCCACACACCUCCACGAGUGAAGGAUGUACUAAUUCAUGAGCUGCCACAUCACGAGUUCAAAUGCACCAGUGACAAUGACCAAGGCUGUCUGGGAGACAACUACUGCCCCCCCAAGUGUAUAUGUACAGGCACAGUAGUGCGCUGCAGCAGGGUGCGACUUCGUGAGAUCCCACGUGGGAUUCCCCCUGAAACAUCAGAGUUGUACCUGGAUGUCAAUGAGAUACAGACAAUCCAUGCUGAUCGGCUUAGCCAUCUGAAAUCACUUACCAGGCUGGACCUGAGUAACAACCAGAUCUCAAUACUGUCCAACUUCUCAUUUGUGAAUCUCACCAAGCUUUCAACUUUGAUCAUCAGUUAUAACAAGUUGCAGUGCAUCCAGCGUGAUGCAUUGGCUGGACUGGAGUCACUUCGCAUCAUCUCCCUUCAUGGAAAUGACAUUUCAGUGAUUCCUGAUGGAGCAUUUGCUGAUCUCAAGUCCAUCACACACUUAGCUCUUGGAGCAAACCCCUUCCUCUGCGACUGCUCACUUCGUUGGUUGGCCGACUGGGUGAAGCGAGAUUAUGUGGAACCAGGGAUUGCUCGUUGUGUUGAGCCACACACAAUGAGAGACAAAUUAUUGCUUACAACUCCUUCCUCUGCCUUUCAGUGUAAAGGCCGUGUCAGCUAUGAGAUCUUGGCCAAGUGUGAUGCCUGCUUUACAUUCCCAUGUGCGAAUGGUGGUAAGUGUGAACCACUGCCUGAACGUCAGUAUGUAUGUCGCUGUGCACCAGGGUACCAUGGCCAGCACUGUCAGUAUAUGAUCGAUGCUUGUUAUGGCAAUCCUUGUCGUAAUGCAGGGACGUGCAAAGUUCUUGAAGAGGGUCGAUUUAGCUGUCACUGUCCUGCAGGCUUCACAGGGGACAGAUGUGAAACCAAUGUGGAUGACUGCAACAACAGUAAAUGUGAAAACAAUGCCACUUGUGUCGACCUGGUGCAGGCAUAUGAAUGCCGCUGUACACCUGGAUUCAUGGGUGAAUAUUGUGAGACCAAAAUUCCUUUCUGCACCAAGGAGUACAAUCCAUGUCGGAAUGGAGCUCGCUGUGUGGAUCACUUCACACAUUACACGUGUGAGUGUGUGGUGGGCUACUCUGGGGAGAACUGUACCAUCAACAUUGAUGACUGCCAGAACAACAUGUGCCAGAAUGGGGCUACAUGUGUGGAUGGUGUGAAUGACUAUGCAUGCAAGUGCCCAGGGGACUUCACAGGCAAGUUCUGUGAAAUUGCUCCCAUGGUGGCCAUGCUCUAUCCUCAGACAUCACCAUGCCAACACCAUGACUGCAAGAAUGGCAUUUGCUUCCAACCAAUGGGCUCGAACGAUUACAUCUGCAAAUGUGCACCUGGAUAUUCAGGGAAGAGAUGUGAGUACUUGACAAGUCUUAGCUUUGUACACAAUAACUCAUUUGUGGAACUGGAACCACUGAGAACAAAGCCAUCAGCCAAUGUGACCAUGGUGUUUGCAACAGAGCAAGAGAAUGGUGUGCUUCUAUAUGAUGGCCAAUCAGAGCACUUGGCUGUUGAAUUGUUUAAUGGUCGGAUCCGUGUCAGCUAUGAUGUUGGCAACUAUCCUGUAUCAACAAUGUACAGUUUUGAGAUGGUUAGUGAUGGAAAGUAUCAUAUGGUGGAGCUGAUUGCAAUUAAGAAGAAUUUCACACUGCGGGUGGAUCGUGGUCUUGCUCGUAGCAUUAUUAAUGAGGGAACAAGGGAUUUUCUGCACCUCACAACACCUCUCUUCAUUGGGGGUGUUCCCCCUGAGGCUGGCCAAGAGGCAUUCACUCAGUGGCACCUUCGUAACCUCACCAGUUUCAGUGGUUGCUUGAAGGAGCUAUGGGUGAACCACAAGCCAGCGGACUUCAUGAACGCAGCACGGCAGCAGAAGGUGACUCCAGGCUGCUCCCUGUUGCAAGAAGAAGAUGAUGAUGAUGAUGAUGAGGAGCAGAUGGAAGAAGAUGAGGGGGGACCAGCAGCAGUUGUUGCAGCAGCACCUAUGGCAGAGCAAGAUAGCUGUGUGAACAAUCAGUGUCAGCGAGGCAGCAAGUGCGUGCCCCGCUCCAGACCAAGGGAAUACUCCUGUCGCUGUCGACCUGGUUGGGGGGGACGCUACUGUGAACAAGAUGUGAGCUUCGGGUACCAAGGCCCAACUUGCCGCAAGGAACAGACAAGAGAGUACUAUGCAGAGAAUGGUUGCCGGUCACGCAAACCAGUGAAGCUGGCUCGAUGUGAAGGCAGUUGUGGGUCAAGUUGCUGCCGUGCGCGUAAAACCAAACGCCGCAAGGUGCGUCUAAUCUGCAAUGAUGGUACACGGUACACCAAAGAUGUUAACAUAGUGCGCAAGUGUGCAUGCACCAAGAAGUGCUACUGACUAUCAGGCCCCUCCUAUUAUAAUACACUGCAACACGUUGCUCUCCCACCUACACAACUCGAUGGUGAUGCCUCACACCCAAAUGUGGUGGCAACAGCCACGGACUCUGAUGGCUACGGCUUCUGUUUCAUAAAGAUUGGCAUGUUUUAUUUUGUAAAUAUUUCAAUCUUCAGUGCGCUAUUUAUUAUAAUCUCAUGGUCUCUGUGUAUCUGCUUGUUUCUCCUGUUACCAUAAAAAAUGUAUGUUUUUACGAAGCUUCUUCUGUCUCAAAAUACCUCAGUGAGAUUUAGAGUCAACAUUAUUUGUAAAAUACAGUACACAGAAAGUAUUUGAGGGCAUGAAACCCAAGGACAGUAAAAUUAGUCUUUAGGUAAUCAGCUUUGAAAUUAUUGCUUUGACAGAUCAGCAUUGCAUUUUGUUUCCUGAACUCUACAACUGUCGUGAUCCUGCACUUCUCUGUAUGAGGGCAUUUUUAACAUUUUAAUUGCUAUGUUAUUAUGAUCUGUGGUUCCUAAACCAUGCUGAAAAAAUUUCAUUGAUGCCUUGACAUUCGUUACAUGAGGAAUUAUCAUAUAUUUAUAUUUAUGAAAACAAUCACCAGAAUCUAUUUCCUGAAGGGAUUCUAGAAUAUCUUCAAGUAGAAUAAAUUGCUUAUGCUUCACAGAUGCCAUGAUGAUGGAAAUAGGUUGAUGAAAGCAGAUGUUUGGUACAAUUAUUUAUUUAUUUAAAAUAUUGUGUUCAAAAUGUGAAAUAUUAUCAAAACUAUUCCCUAAGGAUACAGAAAUUCAUGUAUGAAUUUAGAAGAGCACUAAAUAUAUACACUUCAUACAAUAAGGUUGCAAAAUUUAAAUUGAUUCUACUCAGUCACAGCACUUGAGAAUCAUGUUGACAGUAAUGAGUAUUCUCAGAGUCACUGCACCAAAGAGGUUAAGUAUGUUGAUUCUGAAUUGUGUUCUUCCAUGUACUAUAUAUCACACCAUCAUGUGGUAUUUUCUUAGUUGCCAUGUGCAGGAAUUCUUUGGAAAUAUUUAUCAGCACAGAUCAGUUACAAAGAUUUAUGGAAUGUUCUUUUUUGACUGUCAUCCAAAAUGACAGCCCAUCUCAGUUACUAUGUUCAUGGCCUAAAGACUUAAUAUGAUCUCUGGUAUUACCCAUUUCUACUAGAGAACCUGACAUUUUAUAAACAUUUAUAAAUAUCGCAAAGUCUCGUCAGUGUGUCCACUAUUAUGUUUGCACAUUCAUAAUGCUAUGAUUUUAUGGUCAUACCAUAAUACUAAAAAAUACAUACAUUGUUAUUGGCACAUCUAUUUUGUCAUUUUUAUUUUUAGUUCUAUGAAAAUCAUGCUAAUGAUGUUUAACUAUGAAUUUUUUAAAUCAGGAACAUUAUUUGUUCACACAGUCAAAGGGGCACAUGACAGCAUAGUCGGCUGAGGCACUAUGCUACAAGCUGGAAGGUCAGGGGUUCAAUUCCUGAUGAGGUAAUUGGAUUUUUUAACUGCC
Cryptotermes secundus is the source of this 6306-nucleotide messenger RNA. It is a transcript of the gene sli, whose product is annotated as protein slit. Gene Ontology annotation, molecular function: heparin binding; calcium ion binding; Roundabout binding. The coding region runs from base 376 to 4806 and encodes 1476 amino acids. Gene Ontology annotation, biological process: axon guidance. The transcript has 34 exons. The record is from RefSeq and is a predicted model, not a curated record. Lineage: Eukaryota; Metazoa; Arthropoda; Insecta; Blattodea; Kalotermitidae.